Molecule: messenger RNA, 1426 nt
Organism: Molossus molossus (Pallas's mastiff bat)
Lineage: Eukaryota; Metazoa; Chordata; Mammalia; Chiroptera; Molossidae
Product: alcohol dehydrogenase E chain
Exons: 9
Coding region: 55-1182 (375 amino acids)
Biological process (GO): retinol metabolic process; retinoic acid metabolic process
Cellular component (GO): cytosol
Molecular function (GO): all-trans-retinol dehydrogenase (NAD+) activity; zinc ion binding
Source: RefSeq, a predicted model, not a curated record
CAUCAGUGAAAAACAGUCUCUGUUUACUGAACUACAGAACCAGGAAAAGACAGGAUGGGCACUGCUGGAAAAGUCAUAAAAUGCAAAGCAGCUGUGCUAUGGGAGUUAAAGAAACCCUUUUCCAUUGAGGAGGUGGAGGUAGCACCCCCUAAGGCUCACGAAGUUCGUAUAAAGAUGGUGGCCACAGGAGUCUGUCGGUCAGAUGACCAUGUUGUUAGUGGAGCCAUAGUCUCACCUCUUCCUGUGAUCAUAGGCCAUGAGGCUGCCGGCAUUGUGGAGAGCAUUGGAGAAGGGGUGACUACAGUAAAGCCAGGUGAUAAAGUCAUCCCACUCUUUACUCCCCAAUGUGGAAAAUGCAGUGUUUGUAAACACCCAGAAGGCAACUUCUGCUUGAAAAAUGAUCUGAGCAUGCCUCGGGGGACCAUGCAGGAUGGUACCACCAGGUUCACCUGCAGAGGGAAGCCCAUCAACCACUUCCUUGGCACCAGUACCUUCUCUCAGUACACAGUAGUGGAUGAGAUCGCAGUGGCCAAAAUUGAUGCAGCCUCACCACUAGAGAAAGUCUGUCUCAUUGGCUGUGGAUUCACUACUGGUUAUGGAUCUGCAGUCAAAGUUGCCAAGGUGACGCCAGGCUCCACCUGUGCAGUGUUUGGCCUCGGAGGGGUCGGCCUGUCUGUUGUCAUGGGCUGUAAAGCGGCCGGAGCAGCCAGGAUCAUCGGGGUGGAUAUCAACAAAGACAAAUUUGAGAAGGCAAAGGAAUUGGGUGCCACUGAGUGCAUCAGCCCACAGGACUUCAAGAAACCCAUCCAUGAGGUGCUGAAGGAAAUGAGCGGUGGAGGUGUGGAUUUUUCAUUUGAAGUCAUUGGUAGGCUUGACACUAUGGUGGCUGCCUUGGCAUGCUGUCAAGACUCAUAUGGCAUAAGCGUCAUUGUAGGAGUACCCCCUGAUUCCCAAAAUCUCUCCAUGAACCCUAUGUUGCUAUUGAGUGGACGUACCUGGAAAGGAGCAGUGUUUGGUGGCUUUAAGAGUAAAGAUUCUGUCCCCAAACUUGUGGCCGAUUUUAUGGCUAAGAAAUUUCCAUUGGAUCCAUUAAUAACCCAUGUUUUACCUUUUGAAAAAAUAAAUGAAGGAUUUGACCUGCUUCGCUCUGGAAAGAGUAUCCGUACCGUCCUGACAUUCUGAGACCAUGCAAGUGCCUUCCCUUGUAGCAGUCUUCUGGCUCCUUCAUCAUUGGUCUUAUCAGCCAAAGGCAUUGAUAUUCUGUUCUUCAGAGAUGCUGUCAAUACAUUACACCUGGGAGGUUUCCAUGUGAAAACAAGAAACAAAAAUUGUUGUGAAAUCAUUUUCCAAGCAAAUGUUCAAAAUCCAAGUGACAGUUAGAUGAACAUUCUGUUUAGCAGAGUAAUUGAGUCCAAUAAACAUUUAU